AUGAAGCGUCCGAUGGGGAUCGCGACGCACCGAUUAUCAGCACAUCGAUUCCAGCAGAUUCCCGACCUCCCCAACGAUUCCCACCAUCCUCACGAUCCUCACCACGUCAUGUCGAAUCCAAACGACGUGACGAUCGACAUUCCGUUGACGGAAACCCUGAGCCGGGGUCAGAAUGGCGUUCGCCGAUGGGGCUCCCAGACCGGCUCCUCCGCCCCCAUCAAUCACUCCCCAGAGGAAGGAGAGAAGGCGGCCCUGACCGGUCCGGGUCGUCGUCGUCGGCAUAAUACUGAUAUCAAUGAUUCCACGGGCAGGCCCUCGGAUGCCCCCGAAGAUGGGUCGGUCAAUGUGGUGGGCCGCAUUUACCAGGCCGUCUACAACUUCUCCGUCGUCACUCGGUACAUGAUCUAUGUGAUUCCCGUCGGUUUGUUGCUCGCGGUACCCAUUAUCGUGGGCGCCACUGUCGCACCGGAUGCGAAGAUUGGUGGCGUACACCUCUACUGGUUCUUCACCUGGAUUGAAGUCGUCUGGGUCAGCUUGUGGGCGUGCAAGCUCUUUGCCAAAAUCAUUCCUUAUGUGUUCCAAUUCCUGUGUGGUAUUGUCAGCGCGGGAACGCGCAAGUAUGCGCUGAUCCUGCGGGCCCUGGAGACUCCAAUUUCGUUAGUCUUGUGGUGCAUCGUUUCGCUGGUGACUUUCUUACCGAUUAUGACGUUGAACCCCAAUAAGAAAUCCAGCUCGGAUACCGACGUGACAUCAUGGGAGAAGAGUGUCAAGAACAUUCUGUUCGCUCUGCUUGUUUGCAGCCUCAUUUUCCUUGGCGAAAAGGCGCUCGUCCAGCUCAUCUCCAUCAGUUACCACCGCAAGCAGUUCGAUGCCAAAAUCAAACAGUCCAAGCACAAUGUCUACUUGGUUGGACUGCUCUUCGAGGCCUCUCGGAACAUGUUCCCCAUCUACUGCCCCGAGUUCAAGGACGAAGACGCCAUCAUCUUUGAUUCGCUUCUCGCCCAGGAUGCCGGAAAGACUAGCAAGCGCAGCUCGAUCAUGCCCUUGCGCAUGAUGCAGCAGGUGGGCCGGCAGGUCGGUCACAAUGUCGGGCGCAUCGGUGACAAGGUCACCGCUGCCUUUGGCAACGUUGCGUCCGAGCUCACGGGAAAGCAAGUGUUUAACCCGCAGGCCACUCGUUCGAUCGUCACCGAGGCCUUUGAACGCAAGCGAUCUGCUGCAGCGCUGGCUCGCCGGAUCUGGAUGUCAUUCGUCGUCGAAGGCCGGGACGCGCUUUACCUGGAAGACAUUGUUGAAGUUCUGGGCCCCGAGCACGAGGCGGACGCUGAAGAAUGUUUCGCAGCUCUGGACAAGGAUGGGAACGGUGAUGUGAGUCUGGACGAGAUGAUCCUCACGAUCAGUGAGUUUGGUCGGAUGCGCAAGUCUUUGAACCACAGCAUGCACGAUGUCGACCAGGCGAUCCACGUUUUGGACAACCUGCUGAUGAGCGUUGCCUUUGUCGUCGCCAUUUUGGUCUUUGUCUCUUUCGUCACCUCGGGCUUCGGGACCGUCAUCGCCGCUGGUGCUACGUCUCUGCUAUCGCUGAGUUUCGUUUUCGCCACCACGGCGCAAGAAGUCCUGGGCUCUUGCAUCUUCUUAUUCGUGAAGCAUCCCUUUGAUAUUGGCGACCGCGUCGACAUUGGCGAUAAGCCUUAUAUCGUGGAGCGGAUUUCGCUGCUCUUCAGUGUUUUCCGUAGCGUCGACGAUCACCGCAUGACGCAGGUCCCUAAUAACAUCCUGAACAGUCUAUGGAUCGACAACUUUACCCGCGCCAAUGCCAUGCAUGAGCGACUGACCGUUCCCGUGAGCUUCGAUACUUCCUUUGCCGAGAUCCAGGCCCUGCGUGAUGAGAUGGAGAUCUUUGUCCGUGAUCCAUCCAACAGCCGUGACUUCCAGCCCGACUUUGAAAUCGAGGUGGUCGGUCUUGGUGCGCUCGACAAGCUCGAGCUUCGCGUUGAUAUUCGUCACAAGUCCAACUGGUCCAAUGAGACCGUGCGCGCGGCUCGUCGCUCCAAAUUCAUGUGCGCGCUGGUCCUUGCGAUGCGCAAGGUCCACAUCCGAGCCCCCGGUGAGGCCGCUCCCGAGGAAGAAUCUGGCGAUGACAACGACGACGGAAAGGGCACCGCCGGUGCCGACUCGGGUGACAAGAAGCCUGUCCCGACUGAAUCUGGUCCCGCUGGAGGUCUCAGCCCGGCCGCCGCCGCUGCCGCGAAUGGCAUGGUGACUUUGGACGCGCAGACAACGGGCCUUGACGCCCACCACGCCUCAGGCUCCCUUCGGCACCGUGGAUCCACUGCGACCUCACGUGAAGCCGAGAUUGCAGACCGUUUGAACUCUCGCUCGCCUGCUUUGGCCGCCGUCGAUCCCAGCCGGGAUGGUGGCGAAGGCCUCUACCGCUCGACUACCAGCGCCUCGCACCAAUUGACCGUUGACCAUAAUUCCUCUCUCACGCGGGGACUCUCAACCGGUCACCGCAAGUCCGGCGUCCGGGCCUCCCUCCACGGUGAGGAUCAGAUGCAAGCCGCCCCCGGCGGCAUGUUCACAUCGCACAACGACGUACCUAUCCUUCAAACGCCCGCCCCUCCCAGCUCUCGCGGUAGCGCUCGCUACGAGCCCCCCACCGCGACCUCCCCCGAGUCUUCUUCAACCCAACCCAAUGCCCACCAACUAGGCUCGUUCACUCAGCCUUACUACAGCCACGAGAAUCCGUACGAUUCUGUCCCACUCGAUUCCAUCACGCCUGAUCGGGCAACCGCCUCAUCGAGUCAUUAUGAUGGGACGGAGCGGUACGACCCCAUCUCCCCGCCAUCUAUUUACUCACCAGUGCAGUCGCGGGCGCCUGCACAGAAUACGAGAAGGGAUCCAAAUGACCGAUCCCGAUCGCCUUAUGAACCAUAA
Molecule: messenger RNA, 2937 nt
Organism: Penicillium oxalicum
Lineage: Eukaryota; Fungi; Ascomycota; Eurotiomycetes; Eurotiales; Aspergillaceae
Product: serine/threonine protein kinase
Exons: 2
Coding region: 1-2937 (978 amino acids)
Biological process (GO): calcium ion transmembrane transport; intracellular calcium ion homeostasis
Cellular component (GO): membrane
Molecular function (GO): calcium channel activity; calcium ion binding
Source: RefSeq, a predicted model, not a curated record